UCGCCCGUGGGUAAUGAACGCACUUAUAACACGGGUGGACUCUGUUCGCGGGACACUACAGGCGGGCUGGCUCAGACGGGACAGAGGCGUUGUCUGCGGCUUCAGGGUUCUGAAUAGCGCUGCUGGGACUUUGAUCAUGUGACUUUGAAGCCGUCUCUAAGGACGCAUCCACUUGUCAUGCGCUACUCGGAAGUGUUUUCCGACGAUGGGACGCAAUCAUUUUUUUCGCGGAUCUUUCGUGCGUACACGGCAUGUAAAUCAUAUACCUGAGACUGCUCUCUAUUAACCCUGAAAUCGGCAGCCAACAAGCCGCAAGCACCCGCGGUUCGAGGACGAAGCGAGAGAAGGAGCAUAUAUAUUGAUUCGGUCCCGCGGAAGGGAGAGCAGGAAAGAAGAUGUUUCGUCAAAUAGCUCAAAUUAGACGUCCCGGUGUAAUAACAUCCUCGACAAAAGACGACCAAUAAAAAGCUCUACUUCACGUCGUGUGUGAUAUUGAUGUUCCAGUCAAUAUGGCGGAUCUCGGGAAGAAUCGUGAAGAGGCGACAACUCCCAUGAAGAACAAUGGCAGCCAACGAUUUGAUGGCUCGCAAUUUCAUGACAGCCCAACCACAUCCACGCCAAUACAUCUGGAAGACGUCAAAACCCUUCUGGAGAACAGUACCCACAACCAAAUAAUACUUCACCCCACACAGUCCCAGCUUUCACAAGUGAAUGGAAGAUCCGGACUGAUUCUGGAUGGUGGGGAAGGCGAAAAAACUGUCCCUGUCGUCCCCCCUUCCCCUGCCUCCAUUUUACGCGCGUCUCCGGCGGCAGAACAUUCAGAGGGUAAUGUGUCCCUUGGUGAGGGCCAUUAUUCUGGGAGUCUUGUUGAAUCUCAGGGAUUUAUUACUCGGGAACAAAGGAAAAUUCUUUCUUCCUGGAACGCGACGAGCACUUCGGGGUUUUUUGAUGACAGAAACUCGACGAUGACGUCAUCAGUUUUAGUGCAUUCCAACAACACCCAAGACAUUACGACAGCGGUCAACUCGAAAGACACGACGGAAACAUACGUUCCAAUUACGGCCACGACCUCUCUCAAUGACACAUGGCAAUUUUCGAAUUCAAGAACUUUUGAAGCAUUAAAACCUGAACAGUGGCUGUCUUCAGACAGCGUUCGGUCAUCAAAAAAUGGUUCGAAUUCAUUAUGGAACAAUACGGUUAUCACAACGGAAUCUCUCUUUCAAAACGCCCCAACAUCCCCAUCGUGGUCGUUUCUUUCUCCUAGCUCAAGCAAUGUCACGACAAUGAAAAACUUCACUGCAACCUUGAACUUCUCAUCGCAAGCCACGAGUGCAGCAGGGGAUGAUAUCCAGAAACAUUUAGCGGUAACAUCCGAUUCCGCCAUGGAUAUUUAUUUCGUCACUUCCGGAGAACCACCCCUGGACGAGGUCAUGACCCACGACAGUGAGGCAUUGUGGGAGCUUGUAGUAAAAGUGGUCGUCCUUGCCCUCAUCUCUGUGUGCGGCUCGCUGGGAAAUGUCAUGGUCAUUUGGAGUGUGGUCAGGGAGCGCCAUCUGCACCGCCCACCAUUCUACUUCCUGUUGAGUUUGGGGGUCACAGAUCUGUCACGCGCAGUCUUCUGCGUACCAGUAGUGAUUACAACGGUUCUGCAUGGCUCUGUCUGGAGACACGGAGACUCAGCCUGCAAGUUGUUCGCCUUCGCCACGUCUUUCUUCGUGUUCAGCUCCGCCUUGUCUCUCCUCGCCAUCUCCAUAGACCGCCACGUCUCCAUAGUCUACUCCAAAACCUACCGGCGACGCGCUCCGGGACUCGCCAACCUCGUGGUGGCUGUGGUCAUCUGGCUCGUCGCUUUCUGCGUCUCCUUCCCACCGGUGGUGGGUCUGGGAGAGUACGUGUUCAUUCCCGGGGAGGCGCAGUGUGCUUUCCAACACCGUCACUACUCCCACAACGAUUCCGUGGCGUCGGUCCUGGUUUUUCUCGCCAUCAUGUUCCUCGCCUACUUCCUCUACUUCCGGAUAUUCAAAUUCCUGCGCGCGCAUCGGCGCAUGCGCCCUCUGCAGCAUCAGCCAGCGCAAAGUUCCUCCUGGGCGUUUGUGGGUCCCGGCGCUAAUGGACAAGCUUUCAUCAACUGGCUGAACGGCUUUGGAGGUCAAGCUCCGAUACGCCAAGGCGGACAGCGAGCUGUGCAGAGACUCAACUUCGGCCGUGUAGUGAACUUGUCUACAGCAAAGAACGAACACUUGACUCGCCUUUUUCUUACGCUUUCUCUCAUAUUCGGAGCAAUGUGGACUCCGUAUGUCCUUCUGUCCUUGUGGAGGAUUUUCGGGGAUGCGUCUGUACUGCCGGACGCCUUUGUCACUGUCGCGGCGUGGCUGGGCUAUGGCCAGGCGGCCGUGUGUCCUCCAGUCUACUUCCUUAGUAAAGGGCCCACUCGGAAAACUAUGAGGACCGUUUACUCGCCAGCUGAGAAGAAGGAAUUUCUUCUGGAGAACAAGAUACGGAAAUAAAAGUGAGAUUAUGUGAUUGUAAUGGUUUGUGUUUUACACGGCUUUCAACACAGUGUGGUUUAGUUAAAAGACGGAGAGUUACUUUAUCUGCAGGUGUCAUCAUUAGAUGUGCAUGGUUGCAGUUGAUGCAUGCUUCAUCAAGGGUCUCCACUCCCUUCUAUCGUUUGUUACAGCAGUGAGGUUACAUAAGAUAAGAUAGAUAAAUGUCACUGUCCAUCUACAAGAAAAUUCAGUUCAGCUUUACAAAUGACAAAAACUUACAAACAUAAAUACAUAGAGUGUGAUGUAAAGCGUGGUUAUGCGCUGUGUAAGUGGAAUUAGUAUUAUUUAUUAUUAUAUUUGCAUUCGCCUUGUAAAACUUGAUUACUUCUCAGAAACACCAUGGAGUCUGUUACAGUACAAGAAAUGAGUGGGGGGGGGGGGGUAUGAAAUGGGCUGGUCAGAAUGGCUGUGCCAUUAUGUUGGUUUUAACGAUUAUAUAAAAAAGAAUAGACUACCAUGAUCGUCAGUGUCUACUCCAGACCUGACAUCUGAAGAAGACAAUAAAAGGAAAGCUUCGUUGGCUUGGGUGGGAAACAUUAUGAAUUAAAAUUAUAAUAUUAGUUAAAAUGAAUCCGAUGAAAAGUUUAAUUUAACAUCUCUCAUUCUACCUUCAAUAUAUGUAUUUUCUUCCAGCUUCUAUACCACAGGUUUAUUAGCACAAUACCUCAAAACUGCGUCAAAAGGCUGUAUACAUCCUUACACCUUUAAUGUUGGGAAGUUUCAGUUUCGGCCUUACCUGCUGUCACCGACACCGAGACCGCUACGUUUUGGCUCAUUAUGAUUAACCAGGGUUAUUUAUUGCUUAAAAGAUUUCUCGAUAAUGCUCAAAAGAAAUCAAAGUUUAUUUAGUUUGAAGUUUUGUUUUUUUCUGUGGGGAGAGCUGGUUGUCGUUCCUGGCCAGCUCGCUCCAUCUCAGCCCAGACAGGUCCAGUGUAAUGAUUGUGUUGAGUGUUAACUGUUAUACCGAGUGCACACUGCCAAUCGAAUUCCGUCGAAUGAGUCGAGUCCAGCCAGGUUUUCCUCCAUGGAGGGGCACGAGCUAUCGUUUCCACAAGAUACGACUCGCAACCUUGCAUAAGAAUCGAAUUUGAUUUUGAGGGUCACGGUCGAACUCAGCCGAAUUCAGUGGAAUAGUACCAACAUGGUAACUUUUGCUCCUCCUUUGAGAAAAAUCAAGCUGGCCCCAACUUAGUUAUACGAAUUCAAUAGGCAGUUUGGCUGGGUAUGAAUGUCGACCGUGUGACAGGAAGAAAUGAUUUAGGCUCAAAGCACAGAGCUAGGUAAAAGAAACAGAAGGGGCACUGGCACCAGAUGUUAAUCCAAAAUGUGUGAUAAGUUACGGAAUUUGAUGAAAUUACAUCUUCUUUCACCACGGUCUCUUACUGGUAUUAUUUUUUCACAGUGGCAAAGAAAUCCUUCCUUAUAUCUCUAGCAACGCUGCGAAAUACGCAGGCGUUGCCAAAUUCAUGUACCUUAAGCUUGUAUUUAUUUGUUGAUUUUUUUUUUCUAAAUUCUCUGUUUUUCACACACAAUCCCCCUUUUUAAACAUUCUAUUAAUACCUUUUUCUUUUACACAUUCAUGGCACUGUCGCUUUCCUGUAAAUGUGAGGGGCGAAAAAUUCUUAGUUUUGAAGCAGUCCAACUGUAUUAUGAAGUUACUUUUCCAAGUGUGUCCAUUCAAAGAUCGAGUUCGAUUGUAAGAACAAUAACCAUUCUGAGAACCUUAUUGGACCUUCUAUCAUUUUUCUAGUUCUGUAAGGGGAUUGAGUGUGUGAAUGAAAGAUGCAAGAGGCCAAGUAAGCUUGUCGAUAAACAUAAAGGCAAUAUAUUCUUUUCGUUUUUCAUCGUUGGAAAUUGUAGGACACCACUCCCCAGCUUUUAUCUUUAUUAUUGAUUUCAAAAUAACAUGAAUAGUGUUUCUUAAAAUGUGCACUCGAGUUGUGACUAUCUGCACCACUUUUUAUGUGUAUGUCUGUAAGUAAAUAUCUGUAUGCAUUCGAAAGCUUGGGUGUCUGUCCGUUAUAAUGAUUUAUAAUAUUUGGCAAGAAAGUAAAGUGUGCGAAAGAAAGAGAGCGAGAGAAAUAGA
Messenger RNA from Aplysia californica (California sea hare), 4635 nucleotides. RefSeq names its product probable G-protein coupled receptor 173. NCBI's taxonomy places the organism in Eukaryota, Metazoa, Mollusca, Gastropoda, Aplysiida, Aplysiidae. Gene Ontology annotation, cellular component: plasma membrane. The coding region runs from base 510 to 2507 and encodes 665 amino acids. The record is from RefSeq and is a predicted model, not a curated record. The transcript has 4 exons. Gene Ontology annotation, biological process: G protein-coupled receptor signaling pathway. Gene Ontology annotation, molecular function: G protein-coupled receptor activity.